UACUUGUUUGGUUUUACGAAUCGAUUAUUAAGGGAGCACUGUAAAACUCUCAGCUGCAACUGACUUCCUUGCAUAACGACCGACGUCCGAUCUUACUGAACGCGGCCAGGUGAAUUUUGCAAGAUAGGCCGCCCAACACUGACUGUCUUUCCCGGCUAACAUAUACACCGCAGCACUAUGGGUCUCUACCUAAUCUCAUCACUCGCCCUAUUCCUCGCUACAGCCUCUCUUGUCUCAGCACUACCAGAAUUUCGCCGAAUAGGAUGUUUCGCAGAUGCAAGAAGUCCCCGAGCCCUGCCAGAAUAUCUCAAACACGUUGGAGGUAAAGCUGAUCCACAGCAAGCCUGCUACGACCUGGCCAAAGCAAAGGGCUAUACGGCCUUUGCUUUACAGAAUGGUGGCGAGUGCUGGACUGGUGCCAAUGCUCAUACUACCUAUGGUACUCAUGGACAGUCGGGGGGAUGCCGUAAUAACCUUGGAGGAGGAUGGGCUAACGAUGUCUUUAUCAAAGCUUACUACCAUGUUGGCUGCUUCAAUGACAACACAUAUCGUGCCAUGAGACAAUAUCAUGGGACAUUUUCUGGAGCAGACGCCGCCCAGAAAUGUUACGAGAAGGUCGUAUCUCUUGGUUAUCAGGCCUUUGGUCUACAGAACGGCGGAGAGUGCUGGUCCAGCGAGGCAGCAGAUAUAAAAUUCAACAUGUACGGACCUUCCGACAAAUGCAGCAAUGGCAAAGGUGGUCCGUGGGCCAAUGACAUUUACUUCCUUCACAACUACUCUCCACUGUACAAGUCUCAUGGCUGCUACAAAGACGACCGAAUAAGGGCAAUGGGCUCCCACCAAGGAACCAGACGAGAUCGGAACGACUCUAUCGAAAUGUGUUACAAGGACGCCAUUCGGAAUGGCUACAACAUGUUUGGCCUUCAACAUGGCGRUGAAUGUUGGAGCGGAAAGGAUAUUGAACUCACUUACAGCAAGUAUGGCGAGGCUGGGAACUGUAAAGAUGGUCUUGGUGGAGGAUGGGCUAACGAUGUCUAUUCGAUUAAUUACUAUCACAAGGGAUGCUACUUGGAUAGCACACCUAAAGCAAUGACGGAGUUCCUGGGACGUUUCACUGGUCCAGAUGCGGUAAUGCAGUGCUACUGGCAGGUAAAACAAAAGAGCUAUCAGGCAUUUGGCGUCCAGAACGGCGGGGACUGCUACACCAGCAUCGACGCACCCAAAACAUACGAUAAAUAUGGAGCUGGUUCGGGCUGCAAGGAUGGCACGGGUUCGUCUUCCUCGAAUGAUGUUUACUUCGUGACUGAUUUUGAUCCUUACAAGAAGUUGUACCCAAGAGAAGGAUGUUUCAAGGACACGGGUGACCGUGCUCUACCGAAAUACCUUGGCUAUUUCGGCAGGGAUGCUAUCAAUAGGUGCUUCAAGCUAGUAUUGGCAAAAAAUUGGAGGUAUUUUGGUAUUCAGCAUGGCGGUGAGUGCUGGUCAGGACCGAACUCAGCGGCGACCUACGAUAAACAUGGCGUUGGUACGGGAUGUUACAAUGGUCUUGGGGGAUCAUGGAACAACGAUGUCUACAGAGUAGCCUUGUUGCACAAGGGUUGUUACAAUGACGAUCCCCUCCGUGCUCUACCCGACGUUCUUGGAAUCUGGCCUAAAGUACUACCAAGUGUGGCAUUAGCAAACUGCUUUGCUGCAGCUAAGGCCAAGAACCUCAAAGUGUUUGGAAUACAAUACGAUGGCGAGUGCUAUUCUAGCCCGAACGGUCUUUCCGUAUACAAGAAGUAUGGACCAGGAAGUGGAUGUGUGAACGGUGUCGGAGCCAGCUGGGUUAAUGACGUGUAUUACGUCAAUUCUACGUCACAGUACACGACACUAGGCUGUUGGAAAGACGAAGCGUGGCGAAGAUUCGAGCUGCUUGGCACGUGGCGAGAGGACAGCUAUCUGAAGUGCUUUGAGGCUGUCACAGCCAAAGGCUACAAGGGCUUUGGGCUUCAGUAUGGCGGAGAGUGCUGGUCCAGCCCUGACAUAGAAACCCUUUACAACGAGCGAGGAAAGGCCACAACGUGUAAAGAUGGCAAAGGCAGUGACUGGGCCAAUGAUAUUUACCUCAUCUAAGGUUCUCAUUGGGAUUACAUGGAAAGCACUUAAUUCAAGGAACUCCAACAUCAUCAUCAAUAGCAAAAUAAAAUACUACGGGCAUGUAGGGUGUUGGGCAUAAUAUACCUAAUGUCUUCAAACUAAAACUUUUUGAUUUUCAUUGUCACUUUAUUGGAAACGGAACCAAUUUAUUAAAAUUGUGAUUCUAUAUCGGGAUAUCAAAUUAUUUACGUAUUGAUUUGAUUAAAAUAAUUUUGGCGGUGUAGCUAGUUAGUGAGAAGAUACUAGUUAAAACAUUGUUUCAGUUUUCAGUUAAACAUUGUUAAAUCGUUGUUUAAAGCUGACGGACGAAAAAAUAAAUAGAAGUCCAUGAUUGACAGCACUUUUAAAACACGGCAUGACAUGAAAUAGUAAUCUAAAUAAAAUCCGUAAAAUCUAAAGGCUUCUCAGUGACGUUGUCCACGUCGUACUCGAGAUAAACUUAUUUAAUUUGCACUUCAUGGGUUUAGGAUGGGUCUAUAUUAAAAAAUCAUUCACUAU
Molecule: messenger RNA, 2637 nt
Organism: Actinia tenebrosa (Australian red waratah sea anemone)
Lineage: Eukaryota; Metazoa; Cnidaria; Anthozoa; Actiniaria; Actiniidae
Source: RefSeq, a predicted model, not a curated record